UCCAUCAUCAUUCAUCAACAUAUCUACAGAGCGUGAAACGGCCGAGCAGUUGAAACUAGCCUGAAAUGGCCAGCCCAGUCCCCGCGUGGCGUAUUGGGCGUGUCACUGCGUAGGAAGCGUUGCAGCGAACCCGAGGUAGGAGGGAGCUCUCAGCCAGAGGAAACGGCGAGAAUCCGAGCUGAGAAAAGCAGCCGCGCGAAAAGAAAUACUCCUACCGUACCAGCUCGCUUGCGAAAGGGCACCGCUUUUAAAGCGGAAAGGAAGCAGGCAAGAGAGCAGUCCUCCUUCCAGUCCUCCUCUGCCCGCCUCGCCUCUCUGCCACCUCCUUUCUGCCGCCCACAAAGGAGAGGAAAUUUUCCCUCCUCGGGAUGUGAGUUUCGAGUUCUAAAUUCGUUCUCUCGAGUACUAGUAGCGGUUCAGUAGCAAAGCUCGUCUCCCUCUUGAGCGGGCGCAGUUCAGACUUGAGAGUGUGACCCGCGAGGGAGAAAGAAGCUUUUUUCUGGGGAUCGGAUUCCAUUCCUUGCAGGAGGAGGCGAAGUGGUGGGGAAUCAGUUUGCUAAGCUCGACCAGAGCAAAAGGAACCACCGCGCGUUUCUUUCAGACUCUUCUUUUCCCCUAUACAAUGUACGAGUGAAGUGAGUGAUUGGUUGUUCCUUCCUUCCUCGUGAGGGGUGGUUCUCUUCUUGGUUCUUGCCGCGGAAAAGAGCCAACCGUCCGGAGCAAAUCUUUCUACUUGGACUGGGAGUUCUCUUUGGGCUUGAGUGAGGUGAGGUGCAGUGAAGUGAAGAGCUAUCUCUGUUUCUUGGGAGUUUGCAGCCGGAGGGGGAGAAGAAGAUGGCAGCCGCCCCGCCGCCCAAGGCCGACGAGUUGCAGCCGCACCCGCCCAAGGAGCAGCUGCCCGGCGUGUCCUUCUGCAUCACCAGCCCACCGCCAUGGCCUGAGGCUGUCAUACUAGGAUUCCAACAUUUCAUUGUCAUGCUGGGCACCACUGUUAUCAUACCAAGUGCACUUGUUCCUCAGAUGGGAGGUGGAAAUGAGGAGAAAGCCAGGGUAAUUCAGACGCUGCUGUUUGUGGCCGGCAUAAACACCUUACUCCAAACAUUCUUCGGGUCUUGUCUCCCUGUUGUGAUGGGUGGCUCAUAUACUUUCGUCGCGCCAACCAUCUCCAUCAUCUUGGCUGGACGUUACAACGACGAGGCAGACCCUCGCCAGAAAUUCUUACGGACCAUGAGGGGAACGCAGGGCGCUCUCAUCAUCGCGUCGACGAUUCAGAUCAUCCUUGGUUUCAGUGGUCUCUGGCGUAAUGUCGUUAGAUUGCUAAGUCCAUUAUCUGCAGUUCCUCUUGUCUCACUUGUUGGAUUUGGGCUUUAUGAACUUGGUUUUCCAGCGGUAGCUAAGUGCGUGGAGGUUGGUCUUCCGGAACUCAUUCUAAUGGUCGCAUUUUCUCAGUAUUUGCCUCAUGUGGUGCAUUCUGGAAAGAAUCUCUUUGGCCGGUUUGCCGUUCUUUUCACUGUUUCAAUUGUGUGGCUCUAUGCAUACAUUCUCACUAUUAGCGGCGCCUACAAGAAUGCCAGGCCAAAGACACAGGUGCAUUGCCGUGUCGAUCGUUCAGGGCUUAUUGCAGGAGCUGAAUGGAUAAGCGUUCCUUAUCCAUUUCAAUGGGGGGCUCCAACAUUUGAUGCCGGAGAAGCUUUUGCGAUGAUGAUGACUUCCUUUAUUGCUCUUGUAGAGUCAACUGGAGCCUUCAUUGCUGCUUCAAGGUAUGCAAGUGCAACGAUGAUACCUCCAUCAAUCGUUAGUCGUGGCGUUGGUUGGCAGGGCAUUGGUAUCUUGCUUGACUCAUUCUUUGGGACAGCCAAUGGAACCUCAGUUUCAGUGGAGAAUGUUGGUUUACUAGCUGUGACACAUGUUGGCAGCAGGAGAGUGGUGCAAAUAUCUGCUGGUUUCAUGAUUUUCUUUGCUGUCCUAGGAAAAUUCGGAGCCCUUUUCGCGUCCAUCCCAUUGCCUAUAUUCGCUGGCAUGUACUGUGUUUUCUUCGCAUACGUCGGUGCCUGUGGUGUGAGCCUACUUCAGUUCUGCAACCUGAACAGCUUCAGGACCAAGUUCAUAUUGGGGUUCGCUUUCUUCAUGGGCAUAUCGGUUCCGCAGUACUUCAACGAGUACGCCGCCGUUUCAGGCCAUGGUCCGGUGCACACCGGUGCCAGAUGGUUCAAUGACAUGAUCAACGUGCCGUUCUCGAACAAGCCGUUUGUGGCGGGGCUGGUGGCCUACUUCCUGGACAACACGAUGCACUUGCACCAGAGCGCGGUGAGGAAAGACAGAGGCUACCACUGGUGGGACAAGUUCAGGAGCUUCAAGAAAGACGCCAGGAGCCAGGAGUUCUACUCACUGCCCUUUAAUCUCAACAAGUUCUUCCCUUCGGUCUGAUGAUUAUGAAGAGCAUGUGCAGUUGUUCUCGGUCCCUUGUUACUUCAUGCGCUGGCUAUGGUCCUGCAGUGCCUCGAAAUGUCAAGUUUUUCGGGUGCCGCUGUGCGUCAAUUUUGUGUAUUUAUGGGAGAAAUGGACUGAUUGGACCAGUGGGGAUGCCAUUGCCAUGUUUUGGUUUUGGUUCUGCACGGUGCAGUGUCGCAUAAGCGUAGCCUGUUAGUUUCUCUUGUCAUUCUGGCAAUGUACAUGUGGCUUUCUCAGUCCAGGGAAAACAAUAUCAUCGUCACUAUGGUGACCUAGUGCUAAUUCAUUCCUCGGUAGCUAAAUACUGCAUUCGUUCCUAAGUAUAAGAAAUAAGAAGUUCUAACUUUGUUCAA
This is a messenger RNA of Brachypodium distachyon (stiff brome), 2804 nucleotides long. Its product is annotated as nucleobase-ascorbate transporter 6. NCBI's taxonomy places the organism in Eukaryota, Viridiplantae, Streptophyta, Magnoliopsida, Poales, Poaceae. The coding region runs from base 835 to 2427 and encodes 530 amino acids. Gene Ontology annotation, molecular function: transmembrane transporter activity. The transcript is spliced from 14 exons. Gene Ontology annotation, cellular component: membrane. The record is from RefSeq and is a predicted model, not a curated record. Gene Ontology annotation, biological process: transmembrane transport.